Molecule: messenger RNA, 408 nt
Organism: Gregarina niphandrodes
Lineage: Eukaryota; Apicomplexa; Conoidasida; Eugregarinorida; Gregarinidae
Product: peptidyl-tRNA hydrolase type 2
Exons: 1
Coding region: 1-408 (135 amino acids)
Molecular function (GO): peptidyl-tRNA hydrolase activity
Source: RefSeq, a predicted model, not a curated record
AUGACAGGAACGAAGGAGGGCAAGAAGGACAAAGGAACGGAGGAGGGGACGAUGGAUGAGGAAACCACGGACCUCGUUCAGUACCUGAUCAUCCGGAAGGAUCUUGGUUGGCCUCUGGGCGCUAUGAUUGCUCAGGGCGCCCAUGCAGCCGUGGCGGCAACAGAGAUGUUUCGAGAUGACUUGGCAACACGUGUGUACCUUGAGUCUCUCGAGACGAUGCAUAAAAUAGUAUUGGGCAUCGACGGAGAACGUCAACUCACAGACCUGGGCGAAGUUCUUGCGGCGAAAGACGUCAAACACUAUUGCUGGAGGGAGCAGCCCGAGAAUAUACCCACUGUCAUUGCCCUCAAACCUUACAACCGUAAAAAGGUUAAUUCCCUAUUCAGAAAAUUGAAGUUGCUCAGCUAG